ACUGAUAUCAGUCGCGACUCGGCGAGGGAGCACUACGUUGCGUGUGUGCCCCUCGUGUUUCAAACACAAACGUCUGGACAACUCAGAUAGCUACAUAUUAACACCGUGCUGGUGCUUCACGUGCCCUGAAGACUUUUGCCAUUCACUCGCGAGUAUUCCGCGGACUAGUACUCCAUACUCGAUACUCAAUUCCCAAUUCGUUAUUUGUGUACCCUCGCCUAUUAACUUCAUCGUCGAAUCCGUCAAGAGGAACAAAAAGUCGUUUAAAAAUAUAAAUUUAGAGAAGAAAUCUCUCAACUACACUGACAUCAUAAGGGUCUAGGGUCUUCAGCGGACCAGUGUGUGUAUGUGCGUGUGAAAAAUAAUUUAAAAGUGAAGAGUGACGACAUACAUUAGGAAUUUAAAUACAGAUUGCAAGGAAGGAAGGCAGAAAAAAAUAAUAAAAUGGGAGAAAAAACAUUUAAUUUAACAUGGAACAAUCAUUUAGCCAACCUCUCGGGGCUCUUCGAAGGCCUCUACAAGAGUGGAUCCUUGACAGACACUACUCUAGCUUGUCAAGGUGGAAUGCUACGUGCUCAUAAGCUUGUUUUGGCAGCAUGUAGUCCUUACUUCGAGAGAGUAUUCAAGGAACACUAUGGCGAGCAACCUAUUCUCAUACUCAAAGGUGUCCCAGUUGAGGAAAUGGAAUGUCUACUCGAUUUCAUGUAUCGCGGCUCCAUAAACGUCGCCGAGGACCAUCUUCCCUCGCUUAUUAAAACCGCAACAGACUUGGAGAUCCGUGGAUUGUCUGGUGACAGAAGUGAAAGUAAUAGUACGAAUUCACGUGUCGAAACACGUUUGCAGCCUAGUCAUGAUACUCGACAUCGCUCGUCGAUGGACUACAGAAAAUCUCAAGCCGAAUUCUUGUCAAAUCAGAAUUGCGAUAACGCCGCGGGGGAAAUUAAAACCGAGGAUAUCGAAGUUGAAGACGAUCCUAUGGUUAUGGAAGGACUCGACGAUAGCUACGAGUCUAUGCCAAUGUCUAAGGGACAAAUUAGACAUGUACCGCCGCCAAUGUACAAACGUCACAAUACCCGUUACGAUGGACAGAAACGUGUACCAGUUGGUCGUACAAUUAGAGACAAUGAGUUGUCACGACGUCAGUUGGACGUGUCACCAAGACAUCCAACUAAUGAAGAAACUUUUGACAAUGGGUCUGAGAGUAAUAAACUAGAUCAUAGUUUUAGUGGCAAUGGAGAUCCAACAGUACCGGCUAUUCAAAUGGAUGAUUCAACUGAUCAAUCACGAAAUUUAAUGGGCAGUGAAUCGUUAGGAGAGUCUCAAAGGAACCUAAUUCAAGUGAAAAGUAAUUUAGAAGGUGAUAAAAAGUCAACUGGCAAUACCAAAGACCGUAAAACAAUUUUACAACGUAGUAAAGCGCAGUAUAAACCAUUCCCAUGUGAUCUCUGUACUUUGGCAUUUACCCGAGCAUCUCACCUGGCGAGGCAUCGACGAGUCCACACGGGCGAAAGACCAUUUGCCUGCAGUAUUUGCCCGCGAAUGUUUGCUCGUCAAGAUAAACUGAAGCAGCACUUGGACUCACAUCUUCAGUGGCCUCGACGAAAAGCUCUUCUGCCUGUACUGGGUGAUCCUCAGCAUCAGCAGCAGCAGAGCAUUAACAGUAUGGCUGGAAGAGGAAAACGCGGACGACCGAGAAAGGUACCGAUUGAGCAGUCGGCAAUGGACGAAAUACUUAAGUUUGGUGAGUUCAGUUCUAUGCUCAAUAAAACCCAACUCACGAGCACCACAAUCACCAAAGCAGACCAACAAACUCGACAAGAAGACUUUAAAAUUGAUAAUCUUACAGAAGAAAUCGAUUCUACGGUUGGCAAAGCUGAUUGCUACGAAACACGUGCUGAUGAUAAAUAAUUACCAGCUAUUUAUUUAAUUAAUUAAUUAAUUCCUUCCACUGUAAUGUAAUUAUAGUUAUCUAUAUUACUUGAUUACAUUCGUGAGCAUUUGUUUUUCGUUAAUGAUUAAUAUGAUUAUUAAAUUAAAAAGAUUAAUUAUUAAAAUUUAUAAUAAUAAUAAUUAAUCAGUGAAUCAUCUCUUGAUGAUUUAUAUUAAUGUACCUGAAAAUAGUUACAGGAACCACGUAAAAAAAAAAUAUUGAUCGGAAUUGAGAUAACAGACUUAACGGAAAAUUAACAAUGCAAAAAUGAUGAUUAUUUAAAAUAAAUAAAAUAUUUGAAGCGAAAAUGAAAUUAUAGAGAUCAAUUAGAUAAUUUAUUGCAAUGGAGAUCCAAAAAUACGUUAGAAUAAAAAUAAUAGUUUCAAAUAUUUUGUCUAAAUAAAUACAUAUUAUCAUGUAUGUUAAGUACAAAUAUAAUAUGUAUAACUACUAUGAAAUCUAUUGUAGCCAGAAUGAGUUUCACUGAGCAUAAAUAAUAUAUUAAGAGAGUGUGAGAGUGAUUAUAUAUAGCGAAUGAUUUUGUUUUUACAUUUACAUAUUAACAAAAGAUAAAAUUGUUGUAACUCAUAUAAAUUCACGUACUUUUUUGUUUACUAUUGCUUUUUUCUUUUAAAAUUGCGUACGAUAUUCGACUUACGGAUUUAAUUAUUUUAUUGUACGCGACGCAUUGCGAUUAUCUGUUGCUGUUAAACUAUUUUUGUUAGUUUGUUAUUACGUUAUUUACACUUAUGUUUGGUGGUUAUUUUUUUCAGCCGACAAAACGUGCAAUUUAAACUACUAUUGAUAAUGGUUCUAUUACUUUACGUUAACUAAUAAAUAGACUAUUAAUUUUUAUUAUAUUAUCAUAAAUAAUUACUAAUUAUUAAUGAUGAUUUAUGUGCAAUUAUAAAUCAUUGGCCUUUGCCAAAUAAAAAAAUUAAAAAAUUAUUUCAUAUCGAUACUAUAAACUGUGUAGCAAUG
Molecule: messenger RNA, 2911 nt
Organism: Microplitis demolitor
Lineage: Eukaryota; Metazoa; Arthropoda; Insecta; Hymenoptera; Braconidae
Product: protein tramtrack, beta isoform
Exons: 7
Coding region: 445-1908 (487 amino acids)
Biological process (GO): regulation of transcription by RNA polymerase II
Cellular component (GO): nucleus
Molecular function (GO): protein binding
Source: RefSeq, a predicted model, not a curated record